Phoenix dactylifera (date palm) is the source of this 1608-nucleotide messenger RNA. RefSeq lists its product as uncharacterized. Lineage: Eukaryota; Viridiplantae; Streptophyta; Magnoliopsida; Arecales; Arecaceae. Gene Ontology annotation, molecular function: protein binding. The record is from RefSeq and is a predicted model, not a curated record.
AGGGACGUAAAAUAACCCGUCGUUCUCUCUCGUCUUGCAAUCUCAGAAGUGACGAUGGAGGGACGAAACUGGGCGGACCUCCCCGACCUCGCCCUCUUCUCCGUCCUCCUCUCCCUCUCCUCCCUCCCUGACCUCUUCUCCUUCGCCGGCGUCUGCCGCGCCUGGCGAUCCUUCCUCCGUUCCGCUGCCCCCGAACUCUACCUCUCCUCCCGCCCCCCUCUCCUCCUCUGCCCGCCACAUCGCCAACCUCACCGCCGCGUUUUCCAACUCUCCCCCAACACCACCGCCUCCGAUUUCCGCCUCUACGCCCUCGACCACCCUUCCACCUCCUUCAAAUCCCUUCUUUCCAAUGAAACCCUCGCCACCCUUUGCUUCGGCUACUCUCACGGCCACCUCCUCCUCCUCCGCCGCCCCCGCGAGGCCCUUCUCGCCGACGUCCUCACCGGCGCCGAGAUCCACCCCCCUACUCUCCCCCCCGACCGCUAUACCUACUACUACGCCGCCCUCACGGCCCCGCCGUCCUCCCCCGACUGCCGCAUCCUCCUUUUCUACUCCAGAUACGCUCUCUUGUGCUGCCGACUCGGCGAUCCCUAUCCCGGGUGGACCAAGCUCCGCCUGCAACCGGGCGUUUCAUACAUCGCACGUGUCCUCAGUUUCAAAGGCCGGAUCUUUGCCGUAGAUCACGGAGCAAAGCUUCUUGCUUUUGAUUUCGAUCCCGAUUUCAGGGUGGAGAUGUUGAAAGUGGGAGGACUUCGGCCGAUGCCGGCUCAAAACCGGUGGCAGUUUGGUCCUCAGCUGGUGGAGUGCGGCGGAAAGCUGCUAUUAGUCCUCUUUUUUCAAGAGAGGAGUAGGUGGGAAACAAGGGUUGAUGCGUAUAGAUUGGACUUUGAGAGGAUGGUCUGGGCACAAGUCGAGAGUCUGGGGGACUUCUCUUUGUUCAUUGACUGCGGAGGGAGAUGCCCGGUGUCGUGUGCUAAUCCAGGCAGCUGGGGAGGGAGGAGUAACUGCAUCUAUUUGGCAGGUCUCGAUUGUGCAUGCUGGAAGCAGUAUUCUUUAGAUGACAAGACUUGGAGAGAGUAUUCUCCGGCUGGUAAGAUGAUUAGCUCCGGCUCCUUUCCACCUUUGAUUGAUCCUCCACUUCUGCCGUGCUGGCCUUCGCCAUUCUGGGUGUAUCCAAGUCUGUUUUUUGGACCCUGAUGGCAUGCCAAACCCUAUUAGUAGAUACAAUAGCAUUGUCUUGCUUGAAAGAAGGUCUUCUGUAGCACACCUGCAGUUAUGUUUGAAUAUCUAUAGGUGAUUUUAAUUAAAUUAAGCCUAAAGACUUCUGACUGUUCAUCUUCCUGCAGUCUGUAGCUUGGAAUUUGCAUACAUUUAGGAUAUUAUAUCUGGUGUUUUUGUUGAUCUUUGAAUCACCAGCAAGUCCUUCAUUUAAACAAUCAAAAUGAAGUUACGGCAGAAGCAAAGAAGUUUAUAAUAUUGCAUUGUGAUACAAUUUUUUUGGGAAAUUGAGGGACGUGCUAUUCCUCUUUGUGGUACUUUCCAUGAGUGCUAAUCAUGAAGGACAUCUGCAAUUUACUAGUCUAUGAUCAGAUUCUAAUGUUGUUGUUA